UUAACUCAUUUGUAGCUGUGAAAGGAAAAAUAGAAUAGAAAGGGCAAGACUAGAGAGACUAGAGUAUUAUCACUUAUUAGCUCCAGAGGCUCACUUCUUCGACUUCCUGAACUGAGACUCAAGGCUAAAGGUGGAGGACCAGUCCUUGAGACCAGCUUUCACUUGCAGUUGAAACAGAUUGUGAAGACAGCAAUUCAUCUGUGAAUCUGCAAGAAGAGUAACUCGCAUUUUCCAGGGACCCACUACCCAUCAGAAAUCUUCUGAAGCCUAAUCUCACCAGUCACCGUCUGAAAAGCUUAAGUUUACUGUACAGUAAAAGGGUCAGGAGGUCUGAUCCUGAUAGCAGAACCAUCCCUGUUUACAGAAUCUUGGAUACCUGCUUUAUUUUCUAGGCUGUGUCUCCUACUCCAUUCUUACAGACCAACUCAGAAGAUCUGUAAAAUCUGGGAACUCACUAGGCAUUCUUGGAAAGGAAAGAAGGAAGAUUGUUGGUUGGAAUAAAAACAGGGUUGAAUGAGUUCCAGAAAGCAGGGUUCUCAAACUCGUGGACAACAAUCUGCGGAAGAAGACAACUUCAAAAAGCCAACUAGAGGCAACAUGCAGAGAAGUAAGAUGAGAGGCGCCUCCUCAGGAAAGAAGACAGCUGGCCAACAGCCGAAGAAUGUUGAACAAGCUCUCCCAGGAAGAUGGGGGGGUCGCUCGGCUGAGAACCCCCCUUCAGGAUCUGUGAGGAAGACAAGGAAGAACAAGCAGAAGACUCCUGGGAAUGGAGAUGGCGGCAGUACCAGCGAAGCACCCCAGCCCCCUCGGAAGAAGAGGGCCCGGGCCGAUCCCACUGUCGAAAGUGAGGAUGCAUUCAAGAAUAGGAUGGAAGUGAAGGUCAAGAUCCCUGAAGAAUUAAAACCAUGGCUUGUUGAGGACUGGGACUUAGUAACCAGGCAGAAACAGCUCUUUCAACUCCCUGCCAAGAAGAAUGUAGAUGCUAUUCUGGAAGAGUAUGCCAAUUGCAAGAAGUCACAGGGAAACAUCGACAACAAAGAAUAUGCCGUCAAUGAAGUUGUGGGAGGUAUAAAAGAGUAUUUCAAUGUGAUGUUGGGCACUCAGCUGCUCUAUAAGUUUGAGAGGCCCCAGUAUGCUGAAAUCCUGUUGGCUCACCCUGAUGCGCCGAUGUCCCAGGUUUAUGGAGCACCACACCUACUGAGAUUAUUUGUGAGAAUUGGAGCAAUGUUGGCUUAUACGCCCCUUGAUGAAAAGAGCCUUGCUCUAUUGUUGGGCUAUUUGCAUGAUUUCCUAAAAUAUCUGGCAAAGAAUUCUGCUUCUCUGUUUACUGCCAGUGAUUAUAAAGUGGCUUCUGCUGAGUACCACCGCAAAGCCCUGUGAGGGUCUACUGACCACUCACCAUUAAUGUCUGGUAUCUGUAAAACACUUUUUUUUUGUUCUUAGUCUUUUUCUUGUAUAAUUGAUGUUCUUUAAAAUUGUUAAUGUAUAACAGGGCUUAUGUUUCAAUUUGUUUUCUGUUCUAUAUUAAACAGAAAAUAAAAGGAGUGCAAACUCCUUUUCUCAUUUCAGAGUUGCUACCAGUGUAUGCAGUAAUUAGAAAAAGAAGAAAAAUUCAGUAGAACAUUUUAUUGCAUAGUUGACAACAUUGCUUGAACGCUGGUGGUUCCAUCCCUUUGACACUACACAAUUUUCUAAUCUGUGUUAAUGCUAUGUGAUAAAAAAAAAAUGCCCUGAUUCCUAGUGCCAAAGGUUCAACUUAAUGUAUAUACCCGAAAACCCAUGCAUUUGUGCUCUUUUUUUUUUUUAUGGUGCUUGAAGUAAAAACCGCCCAUCCUCUGCAAAUCCAUCUAUGUUGUUCCUUAGGCAUCCUAUCUUUGCUCAAAUUGUUGAAGGAUGGUGAUUUGUUUCAUGGUUUUUGUAUUUGAGUCUAAUGCACGUUCUAACAUGAUAGAGGCAAUGCAUUAUUGUGUAGCCACGGUUUUCUGGAGAAGUUGAUAUUUUAGGAAUUGUAUUUCAGAUCUCAAAUAAAAAUUGUUUCUAAGUUUCAAAGCAAGAAA
Messenger RNA from Oryctolagus cuniculus (rabbit), 2057 nucleotides. The record is from RefSeq and is a predicted model, not a curated record. Lineage: Eukaryota; Metazoa; Chordata; Mammalia; Lagomorpha; Leporidae.